AUGACCACUGCUCAGCUCUCCCGAGACACCAGAACACUAAAGGCAUCUAAGAGCACAAUUUUCCCAUCCCAAAUCACUAAUGAGCAUGAGUCACUGGUAAUGGUGAAGAAACUUUUUGCUACUUCUAUCUCAUGUAUAACAUAUUUGAGGGGCCUGUUUCCAGAGAGCUCUUACAGAGAUCGCCAUUUAGAUGACCUCAGUUUAAAAAUUCUCCGGGAAGACAAAAAGUGUCCUGGGUCAUUACAUAUUAUUAAAUGGAUUCAAGGUUGUUUUGAUGCUUUGGAAAAGAGAUACCUUCACAUGGCAGUGCUAACACUGUACACAAAUCCUAAGGAACCUGAGAAAGUGACUGAGAUAUACCAAUUCAAAUUCAAAUACACAAAAAAUGGAACCACUAUGGACUUUGACAGUAGUAGUACAAGCUUUGAAAGUGGGACAAACAGUGAAGAUAUUAAGAAAGCCUGUUCCCUACUGAUCCGUCAAUUGUAUAUACUGAUGCAGAACCUUGGACCCCUUCCUAAUGAUGUUAUACUUACCAUGAAACUCCAUUAUUAUAAUUCAGUGACCCCAUAUGAUUACCAACCUCCUGGUUUUAAAGAAGGCGUGAACUCACAUUUCCUACUGUUUGAUGGGGAGCCUGUGAGCCUUCGAAUGGGUUCAGUCUCCUCUGGCUUUCACAGCAUGAAAGUAAAAGUCACAACUGAGGCCACGAGGAUGCUUGAUGGGGACAACAGUCCCGUUCCGGAGAAUGGCACUACUGAGAUAGCCCAUCAGGGUCUUGACUGUGAUGAGGAAGAAGAGGACAGCAGCAACCAAAUUCAAAGAAUGAAUUGUGUACACAUUGAGCCAAGUUUUGAAAGCUCCAGGAAGAAGAGGAAGAUCAGUGAGCCAGUGAAAGUCUUCAUCCAUAACAGAAAAUGA
Peromyscus californicus insignis is the source of this 921-nucleotide messenger RNA. RefSeq names its product HORMA domain containing 2 (gene Hormad2). The transcript is spliced from 10 exons. Bases 1 to 921 code for a protein of 306 amino acids. The record is from RefSeq and is a predicted model, not a curated record. Lineage: Eukaryota; Metazoa; Chordata; Mammalia; Rodentia; Cricetidae.